This is a messenger RNA of Microsporum canis CBS 113480, 672 nucleotides long. RefSeq names its product vacuolar-sorting protein snf7. Lineage: Eukaryota; Fungi; Ascomycota; Eurotiomycetes; Onygenales; Arthrodermataceae. The transcript has 4 exons. Gene Ontology annotation, cellular component: cytoplasmic side of plasma membrane; multivesicular body; ESCRT III complex. Gene Ontology annotation, biological process: vesicle budding from membrane; late endosome to vacuole transport via multivesicular body sorting pathway. Bases 1 to 672 code for a protein of 223 amino acids. The record is from RefSeq and is a predicted model, not a curated record.
AUGUGGUCAUGGUUUGGCGGCGCGGCGGCGCAGAAGCGGAAAGAUGUUCCCAAAAAUGCCAUUCUCUCCCUUCGUGAGCAGCUUGACAUGCUGCAAAAGCGGGAGAAGUAUUUACAAAGUCAGAUGGAUGAACAAGAAGCCAUAGCCAGGAAGAAUGUAACGGUUAAUAAAAAUGCUGCCAAAACUGCUUUAAGGAGAAAGAAACUCCACGAACGGUCACUCGACCAAACCAGUGCUCAGAUUCUGCAGCUGGAACAACAUAUAUACUCCAUCGAAUCCGCAAAUAUCAAUCAGGAAACGUUUAAUGCCAUGAAGAGCGCCAAGGCUGCUAUGGAACAGAUACACACUGGUCUUACCAUAGAAGCAGUCGAUCAAACAAUGGGCGAACUACAAGAACAGCACACUCUCAGCGAAGAAAUAGUCAACGCAAUUACCAACGCCCCCAUUGGCGAGCCCAUUGACGAGACUGAACUAGAAAAUGAACUGGACAACCUAGAACAAGAGCAUAUCGACAAUAAGAUGAUAGGCACCGGGACGGUGCCGGUUGGAGAUAGGAUUGAUAGACUACCUUCUGUUGCAAAUGGAGCCAUCAAAGAACAACCCAAAGCUCGGACCGAGGAAGAAGACGAGGAGGCCGAAUUAGAGAAACUAAGAGCCGAGAUGGCCAUGUGA